This is a messenger RNA of Haemonchus placei, 612 nucleotides long. The record is from the annotation of a GenBank genome assembly. NCBI's taxonomy places the organism in Eukaryota, Metazoa, Nematoda, Chromadorea, Rhabditida, Trichostrongylidae.
AACAUGAGGCAAAUCGCCUAUUCCCUUCUGGCUCUUUUGCCUAUAGCCUGUUUUCUCGUAUUCGCCAAAAAUCCAGAAGAAGCUGCCGAAGGGCGAAGUAAUACUGUAUUGUAUUCGGCUACUGUACUUGCAGGCUUGAAACUUCACGACGACGUUUCGGAUCAUCAGCACGACGACUCAAACCUUACCAUCUCACGAACGAAACGUCAAUUCCGAUGCCCAGCUAAUUGCUUCUCCAGCUGUUCGAACAACUACCAGUGCCAAGCGAUGCCAGUACAGUCAAUCUGUGUCCAAGGAUGCUGCUGCCCCUCAAGCAGUGUCAACCUCGAAACGGCAUGUUCCGGAGGUCCGGCUGUAGCCGCGUGCCUGGGUGGACUUUGCGGACAAGGAUUCUUCUGUACAACUAACAACUUUUGCUGCCGUUGCCAAUCUGGGAACACGACAGGACCAUGUGUAAAUCAGCAAUGUCCAGUUGGCUACAUGUGCAACACCAAUAACUACUGCUGCCCUCUCGGAUCUGGUGGAGUCCUAGGACCAUGUGUGAAUGGAGCCUGUCCGACGGGAUACACCUGUGGUGCUGGAAACCUUUGCUAUCUGACGGCAGGAAAGUAG